This is a messenger RNA of Darwinula stevensoni, 1766 nucleotides long. NCBI's taxonomy places the organism in Eukaryota, Metazoa, Arthropoda, Ostracoda, Podocopida, Darwinulidae. The record is from the annotation of a GenBank genome assembly.
AGAGGGUGAAGAGAGGAAGUCUCCAGUUGAUCUCAUCAGUGGGUUGACAAAGGGAGCUAGGGGUGAUCAUGUCAUCCAAUCCUGUGCAACAGGUCGAAGAUGUCUUCAUGAACAUGUUACCUUCCUCAGAUUCGCGUUCUCAUUCCACGGAAUUGAGCCGGAUAUCCACUGUGAAUUCUGGAGCCUAUCUUCUGGAGUUCCCUCAAAAUUGUCCCGAGGAUGUCAAGACGGGGAAUGAAGUCCCUUCCCCUUGGAAGGAAAAGGCCGAAGAUGAGAUCGCGGCAGUCCAGAUCCAGACCACUCCCAAGCGAUUCCUUAUUCUUGCACUUUUCAUCCUCAUUUCGAUGACGAACGCUUUCCAUUGGAUCGAGUAUUCCAUCAUCUCCAAUGUAGUAGAAGAUCAUUAUGGUGUGAGCAACGUGGCUGUGGAAUGGACUUCCAUGGUCUUCAUGGUCUCCUAUAUUCCUCUAAUUUUUCCAGCUACCUGGGCUCUGGAGACUUACGGCUUUAGACGAGUUGUUCUCUUGGGUGCUCUUGGAACCUUCCUUGGUUCCUGGGUCAAGUCUGGAAGUCUCUUUAACGAGUACCUCCCUGCUACGACACGUUGGAUUUUUGUUUUUGUCGGGCAAUGCAUAGUGGCCACUUCACAAGUCUUCACCCUGGGGAUCCCUUCUCACUUGGCCGCUACUUGGUUUCCGGCCAACGAAGUUUCUUCUGCUGCAUCCGCUGGAGUCUUCGGGAAUCAGUUGGGGAUCGCACUGGGAUUCUUGAUCCCUCCGAUCGUGGUACCAGUGUCAGAGAUCCGGUACGAGACGGAACUGGGUUUCCGCCAAUUGACCCUUGGCCAGGCUUUCCUCAUCUCUGCCAUUUUCUUCGCAUCCCUUUGGCUGUUAAGAGACCAGCCAGAGAACCCGCCGUCCAUCGCAGCUGCCCAGGCAAAGACGAGUCGAAGAAAGCUGAAAUAUCUCCCGUCUCUCUAUGCCCUGAUUUGUGACGUCAAUUAUGUCCUCCUCCUUAUCACAUACGGAAUGAAUGUUGGAGUCUUCUAUGCCAUCUCCACGCUCCUCAACCGGAUCAUUCUAUUUUAUUUUCCUGGAGCAGAGAAGGAGGCAGGACAAAUAGGUCUCACCAUCGUGAUCUUGGGCAUGGCUGGAUCCAUAUUUGCUGGCUGGAUACUGGAUAAAACGCAUGCUUUCAAGUACAUUCACUACCGUACUCUAAAGGCAGUGACUGUGAUCGUGUACAUCCUCUCCCUUGUGGGGAUGAUCUUGUUUUCUGGUGCUCUUCACUCUGAAUACCUGAGCUUUGUCUACGUUGCCUCCGCUCUUCUCGGGUUUUCCAUGACGGGAUACCUUCCCCUUGGCUUUGAAUUUGCGGUGGAGUUAACGUUCCCAGAGCCAGAAGGAACAACUUCCGGCCUUCUCAAUUGCUCUGCUCAAAUCUUUGGACUCCUCAUCACCAACGUCGCCUCCUCAGUGAGCCCACUGGAAAAAAUUCCUUCCUCUUCAGUACAUAGCAUGCGUUUCAAGUUAUGGUGUUCUUUUGCUCUGUUAGAUAUUGAGUUCGUCGGGACCGAUAAUGACAGCAAUCAUGUUAAACGGAAUCCUUGUGAUUGGUGCGAUCGCAUCAAUGUUCAUCGCUUCGAAUCUUCGGAGACAGGCUGCACAAAAGCAUCAGGCCCCUCUUCUUCACGGCGAUUCAAAGAGCUUCUCUUGAGGGGCGAAGAGCAUUUCGUCACUCCACGCUUUCAUCGUUUUGAUCCUUGA